AAUAAAAUAAAACUUUAGUAGGGGGCCAAGAAUGGAUUCUUGUUUGUCAUUCAUUCAGCAGUUAAACAUCUUAAUACAAUUACGUGUGAACGUAUUAGUACAUUUUGUUCCGCUGUCCUGUACGGAAUGACGUACUUGCUCAAAGUGGCAUCGUUUUCCUGUAGGGGGCGCUCGCAUCUCAGAAACGGCACGACGAGGAAGUGCCACAACCGUGCUGCUCAAUUCAAAGUACGCCAUAAAUAUGGCGCCAAAAGAGUUUUCAAGCUGAGGCUCCACCACUCCAUUCCUCCUCCACAUUUGUUUUGUCUCUCUCGCUCACUCUCUCUCUCCCUCCUUUUUUAAGGAGGAGCGUGCAGGGCUGCAGGACGGAGGGGACGUUCAUCUUGUGCAUAUCCGCGUCCAACACCGUGCGGCCCGGCCAGAGAGGGACGAGGAGGACGUGUUAUCCUGGUAGUGUGUUUUGGAAGAAGAAGAAGAGAGGUAGAGGAUUGCGAAACAAACUGGAUUGCAAUCUUUUGGGGGACCUCCGAUUUCCAAACUAUUUUUGGACGCUGCUGUAUUUUCGUGAAAAAAAAAUGCGACAUGAUUUUUUCCAGUGAGCGGCAUGUCGUGCGCUGUAAGCCGCUCAGCGCGUAGUGAAACGCGGCUACGGUGGCGGCGACACCCCGGCCCCGCUGCUCCGUGACCUGGAGCUACUCCAGCUGACUUUUUUCCCCUCUGAUUUUGUCGGGGGUGUGUGAAUUUUAUGUGGAUUUCUUUUUUUUUUCCUAAGCUGUCAAAGUGGGUGGGAGGGGGAAGGCUCCUGUCAACCCAACGUGGAAGUUCACCCAGAGGAACAACAUUUACAUGUGCUUGGAUCCCGAUGGUCUCCUAAUCGAUGUGACCCCUUCCCCAGCAGAACAUGAUGGAGAUCGAGACGAAGAGGAGGAAAUAUUCCACCAGCAGCAACGACUCGGACACCACCGACAGUCAGGUGACGUCAUGGUCCAGGUCAUCCAAGAACGCGGCAACCAGCAUCACGUGGGUGCGACAUCAGCACAAGAAGCAUUCGGAGGUGUUUCGCACAGAUUUUAUCACGGCCAUGAAGCUUCCCGACUCUGCGCAGCUGGGCCCCGACGACUUUUACGUGCUGUCGGACCCUUGGAGGCAAGAGUGGGAGAAAGGAGUGCAGGUGCCCGCCAACCUGGAGGCCAUCCCGCAGCCUGUGGUCAGGUUACUGCCCAUAACAUCACAAGACGUAACAUCCAAGGAGGGUGACAUGGAACCUUUGCCUCUCCCCGGCCAAGUGUACAGCUGCUACGACCUGGACGACACGGAUGUGGCCUGGCUGGAACUCGUCAACCAGGAGUUUGCGCAAAUGGCGCUGCCUGAGCUGGCCGAGCUGACGAUGGAGCGCAUCCUGGUGGAACUGGAGCGCUUGUGCGAGGAGAAGAUGCAGCAGGCCAUCGAAGCGGAGGAAGGCCUGGGCAUCGAGUACGACGAGGAUGUGGUCUGUGACGUCUGCCGCUCCCCCGAGGGCGAGGACGGCAACGAGAUGGUCUUCUGCGACAAGUGCAACGUCUGCGUGCACCAGGCCUGCUACGGCAUCCUGAAGGUCCCGCAGGGCAACUGGCUUUGUCGGAUGUGCGCCCUGGGCGUACAGCCCAAGUGUCUGCUCUGCCCCAAGCGGGGCGGCGCACUCAAGCCCACCCGCAGUGGAACCAAGUGGGUCCACGUCAGCUGUGCCUUAUGGAUACCUGAAGUGAGUAUAGGCUGUCCGGAGAAGAUGGAGCCCAUCACCAAGGUGUCCCACAUUCCCGCCAGCCGAUGGGCUCUGUCUUGUAGCCUGUGUCGAGAGCACACCGGAACAUGCAUCCAGUGUUCGACGCCCUCAUGUAUUGUGGCCUUCCACGUGACGUGCGCCUUCGACCACGGUCUGGAAAUGAGGACCAUCCUUGCCGAGAACGACGAGGUCCGCUUCAAGUCCUUCUGUCUGGAGCAUAGCGGCGGCGGGGCGGCUCGACCCGAGUGGACCACUGAGCUCCCAGAGCCCAGAUCGGUACCGUACUCGGUGUCGGAGAGGGCCGAGCGGGACCAGCUGGAACGGGACAAGGUGAGCCAGCGCAAGCAGAAGCUCCAGGAGCUGGAGGACGAGUUCUAUCGACUGGUGGAUCCCGGAGAGGUGGCGGAGAACAUGGCACUGCCUGUCACACAGGUGGACUUCCUGUACCAGUUCUGGAAAUUGAAAAGGAAGGCCAACUUCAACCAGCCCCUGGUGACUCUAAAACGAGACGAGGUGGACAACCUGGCCCAGCAGGAGCAGGACGUCCUGUACCGACGGCUCAAGCUUUUCACGCACCUCCGACAAGACUUGGAGAGGGUGCGUAACCUGUGCUACAUGGUGACACGGCGGGAGAAGAUGAAGCACAGCCUGUGCGACCUCCAGGAGAAGAUCUUCCACAUGCAGAUACAGCUACUGGAAGAGGACAUGGCCGGAGAGAGAGCCCAGAAGGGAGGAGGAGGAGGAGGAAAGAGGAAGCAGAGUGCAGGGAAGGAGAGCAGCAGGAAGAGUAGUCCUGACAAGAGAAAGGAGAGAUGGGAGUCAGACAGUAACUCGCUGCUUAAAGAGCUAGGUUUGUCCAAGUCCUUCCCGUUGGACAACUCGUUGUUUGACAGCUGGCUGGCUCAGUCUGUGCAGAUCACGGCCGAUGACACGCUCAGCAAGUGGGCUCUGGGUUCACAGCACGGGGACAAGAGCGGCACCCUGCUCUCUGACCAGCUCCUGCAGGGCGAGGAGAGCUUGCUCAAUCUGAUGAUGGAAAACUCCAUGGAGUCCGCGUGGAAGACGCCCCAUCUGGGUCGCAAAUCCCGAGGCAGCUGCAAGCCCCGCCCCCGCGGACACUCGCCCUCCUUUGGCGCCGCGCCGCCGCCGCGGAUGCUUCUGUGCGCCGGCUCGGGGUCCUGCGCCUCCGCCGUUAAGGGCGCGUGGGCGGGCGCCGGGGCGGAGGAAAAGAACGGCUCCCGCAAGGGGUCCCGAGGUUCCUCCAGGGUCCUUCACCACCACCACCUCCACCGUCACCACACCAGGAGCUCCGACCUGCAGCCGCCCAUCUCCAAAAUGGACUCCUGCCACAUCUCGGAGGACGGCGGGCCGUGGGACAGCGGCGGCAUCGCGUCGAGGCCGCCGCCCUCCGCGCCAUCCCCGCGGCUACGCGUGUCCCGCCAAGUGAAAUCCCGAGGGCGAGCCGGUGGUGGGGGGGCGUCCGAGGCCAAGGACCAGCGUUUGCUCCACGGUGACGGCUACUUUUCCGACGGAGAGCAAAGUGACUUGGACACGCGUCCCGGCGGAGCGCGCAAGCUCCGCCUGCCCCAGUUGCAUUCCGGGAACGAGGACCUGCUGAGGCGGAGCGUCAUGGCGUCCUAAAGACCCUGAACGCACCGUAUACAUGUUAGCGCUCUCCCUCGCCCACUGGCUCCACCUGUGCCCUGAGCAUUCUUUGAAUGUAGCCACUAGCCUCCUCGCGUCUCACCGCUAAGUUCCGAACGGAAAUAGGAAACAGACGUCUGAAUUUUUUUUUUUUUCUCCGAUUUCUGCGCGUUAAAAGACUUUGUUGUCGACAUCUUUGGGGCAUUCUUCUAAAUAUCUUUACCGAGGCUGGUUUCAGGGUCUUCUUCGAAUAGCAGGUGGUGUCGGAAAGCACAACUAGCGAGCAAGUAGUGUUAUGAACACGGAAAAAAGAAGCUUGGUCAUUUCCAGAUCGAAGAGCAGUUGUAGUUGGAAAGAAGAAAAAAGACCGUGCAAAAAUAUCCUUCCUUAUUCAAAAUUCCGUUUGUUUGCCUGAAAUAAAUUCUGUGCCUUCUGUCGCACCCCUCUCCCCUCAAAGAAACCCCCAAGCCAAACAAUCGCCAACCAAUCAGCUGUCGCCCAAUCCGAUUUAUAACAAUCAAUGCGAAUGUGUCACCUUACUUAAUCAUUUUUAGAGUGCCUGAACAAAGGAUGUACGGACAAAGUUUUGUUUUUGUUUUUUUUUCACCAUCAGAGGUGUGUUAUCAACAUCGUGCAGUGCCAGUUAACAGCCUCUAGAGGGCAGCAUUUAGGACGUCCGACUUCCUGUUUCAUUUACUUUUGCCAGCGGAUGACGUGGCUUGGCGAACGAGGCUGAACUGUCACAACGUUGGCCGGCAAUUUGUGCGUUUGAGGAAAAAAAGAAAACAUUGCUGUUUUUGUACUGAAGGACGUCUGCGGUUAUCUCAGGGCUUUUAAGAAAAAAAAUGGUUUUAAAAAAAAAAAAGAGAAAAA
This is a messenger RNA of Hippocampus comes (tiger tail seahorse), 4279 nucleotides long. It is a transcript of the gene jade2, whose product is annotated as jade family PHD finger 2. Gene Ontology annotation, cellular component: histone acetyltransferase complex. NCBI's taxonomy places the organism in Eukaryota, Metazoa, Chordata, Actinopteri, Syngnathiformes, Syngnathidae. The record is from RefSeq and is a predicted model, not a curated record. Gene Ontology annotation, biological process: regulation of transcription by RNA polymerase II. The transcript has 14 exons. The coding region runs from base 902 to 3403 and encodes 833 amino acids.